Messenger RNA from Sorghum bicolor (sorghum), 3912 nucleotides. Its product is annotated as putative disease resistance RPP13-like protein 3. The record is from RefSeq and is a predicted model, not a curated record. The transcript has 3 exons. NCBI's taxonomy places the organism in Eukaryota, Viridiplantae, Streptophyta, Magnoliopsida, Poales, Poaceae. Gene Ontology annotation, molecular function: protein binding; ADP binding. Gene Ontology annotation, biological process: defense response to other organism. The coding region runs from base 263 to 3526 and encodes 1087 amino acids.
UUGGAUCUAGAUCAUGUGGUCUUAAUUGGUGGUUGUAUAAUUUACACACGAAGCUAGAUUGCAUAUGAUACGUUGCCUUAGUGCAAUGAUAACCAUCAUCGGGAGUGAUAGUUUGGAAAACCGCCGUACUCACUGCAUAGAGUUGUACACACAUAACUACAAACUCACAAGCUCAGCUGCCGGACCGUAUCGCCGCCGGCGGCCCUGCUGGCCGUGCGAGCGACCUAGAAUAGCCAAGCUCUGACCGCUGAGAGACCGAGGCAUGGAGGACGCUCCCGUGACCGCAGCCACGGGGGCCCUGGGGCCUGUGGUAGCCAAGCUGAGAGCUUUGCUGCAGCAGCGUGGUGACCAUGAGUACCGGCUUCGGCGUCGAACUCGGAAGGACGUGAGGGUCAUCAAAUCCAAGCUCAAGUCCAUCCACUCAAUUCUUUGGGUGACAUGGGAGAGUGUGGAUCACGAUGUGGAAGGCAAGGAGCUGAGGAAGGAAGCAUGGCGUCUCGCCGACGACAUGAACGACGCCAUCGACGACUUCAUCCUCAGUUUGAAGCGCAGCAACGACGGCAAGCGCUUUAUGCAAGCCAAGAUCCAGCCGAGUCCUUUCCAGGACCUCAAGACAAGGGCCGAUGAUGUGUCCGAGCGGUGCCGCAACAAGUGGAAGAUGCACUCCGCCCAGACCAGCACCAUCCCGAGCUUAUUUUCAAGAAGAAAAACCACCGUCGUCGACUCUGGUCCUGCCGAGCGGCACGCUCGAGUCGUUGAUCCCUAUGUCCACAAGGACAUCUCAGAGCUCGUGGACAUGGAAAACCCGAGGGAUAAGCUCAUAGAUCACCUGGUAGGAGAAGAGAAGAACACACCGCAGCUCAAAAUGGCAUCCAUCCUUGGAUUUCCCGGAGUGGGUAAAACAACACUUGCUCGCCUUGUGUAUGAAGCGAUUAAAGAUAAGUUCCAAGCCCGGGCUUUUGUGUCGAUCACUUCAUGUCAGAAUAUGAUGGAGGUUCUAGCCAGCAUUCUACAACAAGUGACAUCUGAAAGCACUGAUGUGCUACUUGCUGGCACCAAAGCAGCGACCAAGAAUGAACAUCUCAUCGACAUCAUAUCGAGUUUCCUCAAGGAUAAAAGGUACCUGGUUAUAAUUGAUGAUAUCUGGCAUAGCGGAGAAUGGGAAACCAUCAAGAAGUCUCUUCCAGAUAACGAUCUGGGCAGUAGAAUUGUGACGACGAGUCGUGUUAAUGCUAUAACCGACAAGUGGCGUGAUGAUUUUGAUGCCUUGGUCUACCAAAUUGAUGGGUUAUGGAGAGCACCCUUCCAUUAUCAAAUGAUUGAUAUGUACGCUGGCAUGGUUGGAGAAGAUUUUGGCCGUUACCACCCUAUUGUGACCAUGUGUCGUGGUAUGCCAUUAGCAUUUGCUUGUAUGUUUUCAGCAUUGACAAAGGAACGAGAGCGUCAAGAACAACAAAGGCUGUGUAUAGAGACACGUGAUUUGCAAGGCAGGAUUGAGGAACAAGUUACGAGAAAUGGGAUUCAGAACACUCCAGGGUUUGAACCAUUGGUAGAGAGUUUCGAUCUUGGCUAUAAGGAUCUUCCUCAUCAUAUGCUGAAGACUUGCUUGUUGUACUGCAGUAUAUACCCUGAGGACCCGAUCGCGAAAAAAAGAAUAUACCCUGAGGAUCAUGGUUUUAUCAGGGACGAUUUGGUAAGGCGAUGGAUCGAGCAAGGUUUUGUUUGCAAGGAAGAGGUAGCAAAAGACUACUUUGAUGAGCUUGUCAGCAGGGGAUUCUUUAUAGGUCGCUCCCUCUCCCUGCACCCCAUGAUGCGAAAUUACCUUAGAUGCAAGUUGCGUGAACACAAGUUCAUCACUUGCACUUCUGACAUUCCGUGCUCUCCGGUCAGUCGGCUAUGUAUUGACCACUCGCCAGCAAGCAGUGAUCCAGUGGAUCCCUUGUCGGGAAUUGAUGAUUGGCAUCAUGUCCGGUCCCUUGUCGUUUUAGAAGAUGCUGAGAAGAUCCCUUACAAGCAUUUGCAACAGCUGCGAGUGUUGGACGCUCGAAACAACAGUGGGGUUCUCGAGAAUCAACAUCUGAAGGAUAUGUGUGGGCUGCACCGUCUCAGGCACCUGCUAGUGUCUGGUGGAGAGGGGAUUACUGAGAUCCCAACAGAGGUAGCCAGGCUGCAGUAUUUGGAGACUUUGGAAGUGUCUCGAACAAAGAUCAUAAGAUUACCUGCUGAGAUUGGUGACCUAAAGCAAUUGAAGACUGUGGACGUGAGUUGGAACAAAGAGCUCACAGAGCUGCCUAGGGAGAUGGGGAACCUGAAGCAUAUAUUAGAGACUCUGUGCAUCGGUGGAUCAAACAUCAGAGAGCAGGCCUGGGAGAUCAUCAGGACACUGAAGAAACUCAAGACUCUGGACGUGAGUUAUAACCGUGAGCUCUCAGGGAUACCUAGGGACAUUGGUGAACUGCAGCAGUUGAAGAAUCUGGACGUGAGUUGGAACUUAGGGAUCACAGAGCUGCCCAAGGAGAUUGGGAAACUGCAGCACUUGGAGAAGCUUAACCUGAGUGGAACAAGCAUCACAGAGGUGCCCCGUGAGAUCGGGAACCUCCAGCGGUUGGAGGCUCUGCGUUUGAGACGAGUUGAAACAAUCACAAAGCUGCCUCGGGAUAUUGGGAAACUGCAGCAUUUAGAGGCUUUAGAUUUGGAGUAUACUAAUGUGAGGAAGAUACCAAGGGAAAUUGGGGGACUGAAGAAACUGAAGACUCUAUACACAAGAGUCGGCACACUACCCUUUGAAGCUGGUCAGCUUUCAAAAUUGGAGAGAUUGCCUAGUUGCGUCCGCCAAGCUUGGAAGAAUAGUGAUCUGGUGUCAACACUGGCAGGGGAGAUCCUAUCGUUCAACUUAACAUAUGGGAUUGGCAAUGGCGGACUAAUCGUCAGCACCAAGCACAUGCACAUUCCGCAGUGGAUCAAAGAGCACUUCAACAAUAUUGUCACCUUGGACAUCAGGAUCUGCAAGCUAGAGGAGCAGGAUCUAGAGAUUCUGCGGGAGAUGCCCUACCUGGUGUUUCUGGACCUAAGGUUCGAAGGUGUCCUCAGAAAGCCUGCAGUCAUUAGCAGUGGAGGCUUCGCAAAGCUCGAGUUCCUCACUAUUGACAGCCGAGUGCCACGGAUUACCUUCCAGGAAGGAGCUAUGCCAAGCCUGGACUGGCUUGGGUUCGAGUUCCAGUUCUACGGUGGCCCACCAAAUACAGACCCACCUAUGGGUAUCAAGCACCUCGUGAGCCUUCGACAUGUCCAGUUCCAAUGCAGUGAAUGGUAUCGAGGAGACAGCCCGUGCAUCAGCGCCAUCAUCGACGUCGUGAGAAAAGAAGCCAGGGAGCAUCCCAACAGGGUUAGUCUUGAUGUGUUGUUGUUAGUCGAGGGCGAGGAGGCGACGCUGAUUUUCGAGAUGCCAGAAACUGCAGAGAGUUCUGAAGGUAGCAAUGAGGCUAGCAGCAGUGGGGCGAAUGAGAUCGAGGAGAUUCAAGCUUAAUUCAUCACAUCUUGCCUCAGUAUUGCACUGCCCGAAUAUACAAGGUCAUUGAUCAUUAGUACAAGCUGAAUCUUCGACUAUACAGACAGGUGUUUCAGACUUCCACGUUAACUUGCUUGCUGCAGAUUUCCCAUCCCAAAUGCAUCCACAUCAUCACUAUUCACAAAACAAGAUGAUGGGGAACCUCAUUCUUCAUAUUCAGGAAGAUGUAUCCUAAGCUUUUCUAUGCCGUGUGCUAAUAUUUUAUUACAACCAGUUUAUUGUCUGCUUGCUUGUCUACAAAAUGGAACAUAUUGCGUGUGUUUUAUUGGAGUGGUUUGCUAAACCUAUGUUGUUCACUCAGUUCUGAGUCAUCAACUUGUUGUAAUAAAGAUUUGUAUGAACUC